Messenger RNA from Myripristis murdjan (pinecone soldierfish), 1293 nucleotides. Its product is annotated as endonuclease domain-containing 1 protein-like. NCBI's taxonomy places the organism in Eukaryota, Metazoa, Chordata, Actinopteri, Holocentriformes, Holocentridae. Gene Ontology annotation, molecular function: hydrolase activity; metal ion binding; nucleic acid binding. The transcript has 2 exons. Bases 52 to 942 code for a protein of 296 amino acids. The record is from RefSeq and is a predicted model, not a curated record.
AUCUACAUCUGCUUCAGUGUAAGAAGAUGCAGCUGUUUUCGGGGCUGCCUCAUGUCUUUGUCCCUGUUGAUGGCGCCCGCUGGAGUGGGUGCCAGUGUGUCGAAAAACUUCAAAGACUGCAGCCACUUCUUCUACAUGCAGACACCACCUGCAGGAAUACGGGAAACUAACCUGAGGAGGAUCUGCCAGAGAUACAAAGACAAACCUCGCUAUGCCACGCUAUACGAUGGCAGUCGUCGCCUCCCCCUCUACUCAGCCUACAUCUUUAAAAAGACUGAUGGGAAGAGGAGGAUGGACACACCCUGGAUGUAUGAGCCUCAGCUGGUCUCUGAUGAUGAAAGUGGCAACAUGAGAGCACUUCCCCUGAGUGAUGACACUCACCCUCUGAUUGAGGAGAGCCAGGCUGUGUUCGAGGACUACACAGACGCUGUGGAAUAUGAACGCGGCUCCCUGAAUCCUGAUCAGCACCAAGCAGAGCCUGACGACAAAUCCUCCACCUACACCUUGACCAAUGUGGUUCCGUUAAUUACCGACUUCCUGGAGACUUCCUGGAACCCAUAUUUGAACACCGUCCGCCGACGCCUCAACAACUUCUGCCAUGGAAAAUCUUUCAUGGUUACUGGGGUGACUGUUUCUGGGGCGUCCAUUCAGCGAGACAACAAAGACCGCCUGGCAAUCCCUAAACACUUAUGGCUGGCAUACUGCUGCCCAAGGUUUGACCGUAACUCACCAUUUGAGGUGAGGUUCAUGUUUCCCAGUUACGGGGGCUACGCACUAAAUGAGUGGACUGGUCACAAUGUAGUAGAAGUCCCUCUCAAGACCCUGGAGAGCUUCCUGAAGAGCCACACAGACUCAGACAGCAACCUGGCUAUUUUCUACAAAGGUUGUGUGUCAGAAAAUCCUUUCAAAAAGAGGAGGGACCUGACCAGUAUUUCAGUCUAAUAGAACAUCUUGAGCUGGAUGCAGAGUCAACUAUUUUGUUGCUAAUCAAGGUCCAAAAUUUGCCCUUAAAGCAGCAGUUUUAACUUCAAAUGAAUUGGUCAGGAUAGAGAGUGAGCAAUGACAGUUACGACCAACAGAGAAUAAAGGGAUGUACAUGCACAUUAGCUUAUAGGAUGUCAGCAAUAUGAGAAAAAACGCUGUAUAUUGUAUAAUAUUUGUAAUAUUGUAUGCAAUUGGCUGGGUUUGUGAUACUUUAACAACAAGACAUUUAUUCAUUCAUGUUUCAUGUCAAGUCUAUUAUAAUAAAGAUUUCACAGCACUCUGUUAGUUGGAUUAGGUCUUUAUUAUCCA